Octodon degus (degu) is the source of this 646-nucleotide messenger RNA. RefSeq names its product tubulin beta chain-like. Lineage: Eukaryota; Metazoa; Chordata; Mammalia; Rodentia; Octodontidae. Bases 13 to 537 code for a protein of 174 amino acids. Gene Ontology annotation, biological process: mitotic cell cycle; microtubule cytoskeleton organization. Gene Ontology annotation, cellular component: microtubule; cytoplasm. The transcript has a single exon. The record is from RefSeq and is a predicted model, not a curated record. Gene Ontology annotation, molecular function: GTPase activity; GTP binding; structural constituent of cytoskeleton.
UGGUGGCACUUCAUGCCUGGCUUUGCCCCCCUGACCAGCCACAGCAGCCAGCAGUACCACACCCUGACAGAUCUUGAGCUCACCCAGCAGAUGUUUGAUGCCAAGAACAUGAUGGCUGCCUAUAGCCCCCGCCUCAGCUGCUACCUAAUAGUGGCUGCAGGGUUCAGGGGCUGCAUGUCCACGAAAGAGGUGGAUGAACACAUGCUUAAUGUCCAAAACAAGAACAGCAGCUAUUUUGUUGAGUGGAUCCCCAACAAUGUGGAGAGAGCUGUUUGUGACAUCCCACCCCAUGAUCUGAAAAUGUCUGCCACCUUCAUUGGCAACAGCACAGCCAUCCAGGAGCUGUUCAAGCACAUCUCAGAGCAGUUCACGGCCAUGUUCUGGCGCAAGGCCUUCCUGCACUGGCAUAUGGGGGAGGGCAUGGAUGAGAGGGAGCUCACUGAGGCUGAGAGCAGCAUGAAGGAGCUGGUGUCCGAGUACCAGCAGGACCAGGAUGCCACCGCUGAGGAGGAGGAGGCUGAGGAGGAGGUGGCCUAGAGCUGUUAGCUGGUGAAGUGUGGAAGUGGUAUGAACUCUGCAUUCACUCACAGCCUGCUCUGAUAGCCCUGCCUCACUGUGUGCACUGCUGGCUCUGUCUUGACAUCAC